UGAUCUCCCUCAAUGUCCAAGCACAAAUCACAAAAAUGGACUGGAAAUCUGCAGCAAUCCUGGCGAAACGCAUGGUGUGCAAGAUGUUGGAUGAAGAUUUACCACAGGCCACAUCGCCCCUCUCCAUCUGGACCUCUGAGUCUGAUUAUCCAACUCACCUUUUAGACAGUUCUCCUCUUACAGAGUUUAAACUUCACG
This is a messenger RNA of Pelobates cultripes (western spadefoot toad), 198 nucleotides long. The record is from the annotation of a GenBank genome assembly. Lineage: Eukaryota; Metazoa; Chordata; Amphibia; Anura; Pelobatidae.